This is a messenger RNA of Struthio camelus australis, 1745 nucleotides long. The record is from RefSeq and is a predicted model, not a curated record. Lineage: Eukaryota; Metazoa; Chordata; Aves; Struthioniformes; Struthionidae.
UUAAAACGUCACACUAGGCAGUGGGAUAUAACAGGAGAAAUACAGUGCUCAGUACUUCCAGGAAUUAAAUAUUCAAGGCUAAUUAAUUUUUUUCCCUCUCUCUUACAGAAGGGGUCUUCACCAGUUGCUCCAGUUCAUAUUGUCAAUGAAGAGUCAACUGAAAAGACAAAUUUGGGCUUUAUUCAUGCGUUUGUGGCUGCUAUAUCAGUCAUCAUUGUAUCAGAACUGGGGGAUAAGACCUUCUUUAUUGCAGCCAUCAUGGCGAUGCGAUACAACCGUUUGACUGUACUGGCUGGUGCUAUGCUUGCCUUAGGACUGAUGACAUGUUUAUCAGUUUUGUUCGGCUAUGCCACCACAGUUAUUCCUCGUGUGUAUACAUACUAUGUGUCAACUGCGCUGUUUGCAAUUUUUGGCAUCAGAAUGCUUCGGGAAGGCUUGAAAAUGAGCCCAGAUGAAGGUCAGGAGGAGCUAGAGGAAGUUCAAGCAGAAAUUAAAAAAAAAGAUGAGGAACUUCAGAGAACUAAACUCUUAAAUGGGCCGGGAGAUGUGGAAACAGGGCCAGGCACGACUAUACCUCAGAAGAAAUGGCUACACUUUAUUUCUCCAAUCUUUGUUCAGGCUUUCACUCUAACGUUUUUAGCAGAAUGGGGUGAUCGUUCCCAGUUAACAACCAUAGUCUUGGCAGCAAGAGAGGAUCCCUAUGGUGUGGCAGUAGGGGGAACAGUGGGGCAUUGCCUGUGCACGGGUUUAGCAGUUAUCGGAGGGAGAAUGAUAGCACAGAAAAUUUCUGUUAGGACUGUGACAAUCAUAGGAGGCAUUGUCUUCUUAGCAUUUGCAUUUUCUGCACUAUUUAUAAGUCCAGACUCUGGUUUUUAAAUUUUUUUUUUUUCCAUCAUUGCAAAAGAACAAGGAUUGGAAGCGCUAAGCAGCUAUCCUUGUGCCUUCUUGUAUAUAAUGUACAGGAUUAUAGUUAAACAAGCACUGAAGAUGAGACACUGUACUUUUUAUAGCAAAUGGUUUGAGGGAUUGACACGUUUAUGGACAGUUUCUGCAGUGGAGAUCUGCUCAUUGUCUGGUUUGUGUAUUCUGUGGUACCUGCUCCCUUGGUGAGAUUUGAGGAGUUUUCUUAUUUGCUGAAUCUGGCUCAGUUUUGAGGAUCUACAUUCAUAAAUAUUGAAGCUUCCUGUUUUCUUCCUCUGUUACACAUGGCUACCUUUCCUGUUUCCUCAAGCGCUUAUUCUUACGGCUGAGUAAACAGCCCUCUCUGAAGAGGCCCUGUUUUGUUCCAUGUUGCUCAACAGAAAGUGUUAAGUAGAAAACUUCUGACUCUCACCUCCAAGUUCUUCAGAACCAGGAUGCAUCCAAGGCUGGAUAAUCUAAGCAACAAGAAACCUAGGAGUGGUUCCUAUACCGCUGAGCGGUUGCGCCACCAACGGAGAAUUUUAUACAUUUAAAUUAGAGGGCAAACUUCUCCAUCAGGGAUUUUUAUCAGGAAAUUGAUGUGCGGUGAUUAACAACGGUGUUCAAUAGGCAGUCUGUCUGGAGCUAAUAUUAUUUGACUCUCUCUCUCUCUCUCUUUUUUAUUUUUUUUAUUUGAAAACAGUGAAGUAUUUGGAAAGUAAAGUGGUCCAUUCCCAGGAUUGAGCAAUAAUGGAAUUCUUAGACUUAGAUGUGUUCAUAUUUUCCUUUUAGAAAUAGAGAUGUAAUCUGGAGGAGUAUUAAUAAAGCAUAGUGUCUCCAUUUGA